CAACAGCGAGCAGGAAAAUAAACCCACACACGCGCAUUGGUAACUAUAAUCUCUCUACUCUUAAUCAUCACUUUAACCAGUCUCGUUUCAUGAGAUGCGCGAGUAUUUUAAACCACAACAUCAUUGUGAGAUGCAAUGGAAGUGAAGGAAGAACCUCAGGAAGUGAAAGUGGAGGAGAUACAACAUGAACUUGAUGAUUUCACCACUGAAGAAAAAUAUUCAGAUUAUUUAGAAACAUCUCAGAAAAAUGAAACCCAAAUGAUGCCAGCGGUGUGGAAAGGGUUUUACCCGUCCCAGCAGUGUGCAAACAAUUUUACAAAUACAAACGUGAAGCCUCGCAGUGGAGAGAAGCCGUACAAAUGCACUCAAUGUGGAGAUGAUUUCACACACAUGGGACAUCUUAAGUUACAUGAAAGGAUUCACACUCGUGAGAAGAGUUUCUCCUGCCAUCAAUGUGGAAAGACUUUUGGAAAUAUAAGUUACCUUAAGGUACAUUUGAAUACUCACGCUGGAGAAACACAAAAGGGUUUUGGUAAUGAAAGAAAUGUUUCAGCCCAUGCAAUGAAUCAUAAUGAAGAGAUGCCUUUCACCUGCUUUCAGUGUGGAAAAGGUUUUAGAGUAAAAGGAAACCCUGAAGCUCACAACGGUGAGAAACGGUGCCCUGAAUGUGAAAAGGGUUUUUUACACAAUGCUAAUUUAAAUUCUCAUGCAAGGAUUCACACCGGAGAGAAGCCGUACAAAUGCUCCGAGUGUGGAGAUGAUUUCACAAAUAAAGGACACCUUAAGUUACAUGAAAGGAUUCACACGGGUGAGAAGCCGUACAAAUGCCCCGAGUGUGGAAGGAGGUUCACGCGAAACGGAAGCCUGGAGUUUCAUUUAAGGAUUCACACUGGAGAGAGACCGUAUACCUGUACUUACUGUGGAAAGAGUUUCACAUUGAAAGGUCAUCUUAAGAAUCACAUAACAAUUCACACCGGUGAGAAACCUUUCACUUGCGUUCACUGUGGAAAGAGUUUUGCACGUCAAGAGAGGUUGAAGUCUCAUGUAAGGAUUCACACUGAAGAGAAACCUCACAGCUGCAGAGAGAAAACGCAGCUCAAGAGUCACGUCGGCCAGAGACCUUUCGCUUGUCUGAGAUGCGGAAAGGGUUUUUCACGAAAAAUACUCCUGAAAGUUCACUUGAGGAUUCAUACGGGAGAGAGACCUUUCACGUGUCUUCAGUGUGGAAAGGGUUUUAUAAGAGAAUCAAGUCUUAAAAUUCACAAGCAGUCUCAUUCUGAAGAAAGACCGUUCAGGUGUGUUCGGUGUGGGAAGGGUUUCAAACAUAAAUCAAACCUUACGACUCACGUGAAGAUUCACACUGGAGUCAAACCUUACACCUGUACUCACUGUGGAAAGAGUUUUGCAAUGAAAUCUCAGCUUCAGAGUCACGUAACAAUUCACACGGGUCAGAGACCUUUCACUUGCUCGCAGUGUGGAAAGGGUUUUGUACAACAAGCACUCCUGAAAAAUCACCUGAGGAUUCAUUCGGGAGAGAAACCUUUCACGUGUCUUCAGUGCGGAAAGAGUUUCACUCAUGCAUCAAGUCUCAAAGUUCACCAGCAAUCUCAUUCUGAAGAAAAAUCAUUCAGCUGUGAUGAGUGUGGAAAAACCUUCGUUUCAGCUUUGUUCCUGAAAAGACAUCAGAAAACUCAUACAAAUAAAACCCCAUACUCGUGUUCAGUCUGUGGAAAGAGUUUUUCACUUAUUGACUAUUUGAAAAGACAUCAGAAAAUACACACCGGUGAGAAAACUUGUGUGUGAUCUGAGUGUGGGAAAUCAUUUUCAACGGGAGAAAAAGCAUACACAUGUUUAUAUUGUGUGAAAUAUUUGUUUUUAAAUGAUGUACUUCCAUUUAAAACAUAAAAGUACACACAGCAGGAAUUAUUGUAAACAUUAACUAAUAAGCAGUUUAUGUUGUUUAUAUUCUGUAUUGUAAUGACAUUUUUGUAAUAAUAUGUAGUAGUAGAAUAAAUAAAUCAGUGUCUGUCUAUGAAAGGUUUUACUGGAAUGAUGUGUGAAUGAAGAUCAUGGGUGCACAUGAGCCAUAUACACA
Paramisgurnus dabryanus is the source of this 2095-nucleotide messenger RNA. RefSeq lists its product as uncharacterized. Gene Ontology annotation, biological process: regulation of DNA-templated transcription. Lineage: Eukaryota; Metazoa; Chordata; Actinopteri; Cypriniformes; Cobitidae. Gene Ontology annotation, molecular function: DNA-binding transcription factor activity, RNA polymerase II-specific; RNA polymerase II cis-regulatory region sequence-specific DNA binding. The record is from RefSeq and is a predicted model, not a curated record.